AUAUAUGUUUUUAAGUUUCAAUACAUCGUAUUUCUUCGUUUUGUGACAUCCACGCGAGAAAGUAUUAUGGCAAGAAUUUUAUUGGUUUAUACUCUUGGCACACGCGGGACUUUUACUUAACACAUUGCAAUCUUAUUUAUUAAUAAAGGCAAAACCAGGUUUUUCUACAUUUUCAUCAUUUCCGUUAAAACGAGAAGACUUAAAGAAGCCUGCUUUUGACGAGCAAUUUCAGACUUUAGCAAUCCAUAAAUACAAAGGGCAAAACCAGGUUUCUCUACAUUUUCAUCAUUUCCGUUAAAACGAGAACCUAAAAGAAGCCUGCUUUUGACGAGCAAUUUUAGACAUUGCAAUCCAUAGAUACAAAGAAUAUGGCAAGUGUCGAAGCCCGUCAAAAGUUAAGUACACAUAAUUACAAAUAUGGAUGGCGAGAAGAUCCUUUCUUUGAAGCUCCGAAAAGCUUCCUUUCAGAACAAAACAAGAGAAAAAAAAAAGUCGCCCACAAAGAUCUAGAAAAGCCACAGCAAAACGAGAACGAACAAACUACGUCGAAACAAUACGUCGUCAGCAAAGCACUAAAAAAGCCACAGCAAAAUGAUAAGACAGAAAUCAUGCCGAUUCAAAGUACGAAAGAAGUCGUCAACAAAGAUGUAGAAAAGCCACAGCAAAACGAGAAAGAACAAAUUACGUCGAAACAAUUCGUCGUCAGCAAAGCAUUAAAAAAGCCACAGCAAAAGUAUAAGAAAGAAAUCAUGCCAAUUCAAAGUAUAAAAGAAGUCGUCCACAAAGAUCUAGAAAAGCCACAGCAAAACGAGAACGAACAAAUUACGUCGAAACAAUUCGUCGUCAGCAAAGCAUUAAAAAAGCCACAGCAAAAGUAUAAGAAAGAAAUCAUGCCAAUUCAAAGUAUAAAAGAAGUCGUCCACAAAGAUUUAGAAAAGCCACAGCAAAACGAGAACGAACAAAUUACGUCGAAACAAUUCGUCGUCAGCGAAGCUCUAAAACAGCCACAGCAAAAUGAUAAGAAAGAAAUCAUGCCGACUCAAACUACCAAAGAAGUCGCCAGCAAAGAUCUAGAAAAGCCACAGCAAAACGAGAACGAACAAAUUACGUCGAAACAAUUUAUCGUGCUUGGUUUGAACGAUAAAAUUGUCAUUCGCUUUAACAAUCUUACUCCAUUUAUGAAAAAUCAUCAUGGAAAAAUGACCUGCUUAUUGCGCAUCCUUAAAGAUUUCGAAAAAAAAUUUAGAAAUGAUGAAGCUCUGACCCGAAAAGAUAAAUUGCAAAAGAGGGGAUUUACUGAAGAUAAAGCUGUUGAAAUUGAUCAAUGGAUCACAAACAUACCUGUUCCAGGACACAAAAGUUUGCAAGUUUGGGUUGAAAUUUAUGUCGAGAAUGUUUUUAAGUACGACCCAGAGUUCAACAAGAAACUACCAUUGUUCAGUUACCCGUUAUCGCCUAUGAAUGAAUGGUUCACUGUCAGCCCAUCACGAUCUGAAAAAAGAGGAAGAAGAUCAUACACCGUGAAUGUUUUCAAUACAGAAAAUGAAGAAGAUGCCAAAAAAGCUCUUCAGGAUAAAAUAGAUAAAAUAAAGCCAAGUGAUUCAAACGCAUUAAUCUAUUACCAUGGCACAGAUCAUGAAGCUGCUAAAAGUAUCAUUGAUGGUGGGAUCAUUCUUGGCGCGAGUAAGGUCGAAUGUGAUUUCUCAAAUGGAGUGGGAUUUUAUCUCGCCAAAGAUUGCGACUUUGCAAUAAAGCAGUUUGCCAUGCGAUUUAGUCGCCCAGCGGUAAUCAUGUUCAUCCUCACUGACCCAGAAAGUUGGAAGUGCUUGGAUCUUUCGACUGAAAACAGACCCAAUGAUUGGACAUCGAUAACAGAUUACUAUAGAAAAAGAAAAAAGAAUAUAUCAGAAGAUUUGCUGAAUGAGGCAAAUGCAUGUGAUUAUAUCAAAGGUCCAAUGUGGCAAGGUGAGGGCAACCCACGACUUGAAAAAGAGCAGAUUUGCAUCAGAACGGAAAAAAUGGCUAAUGCAUUUAGUUCCUCUAUCAUUGCAGGAAUUUUUUGGAUAAAUAACGAUCAGUAAUUGAACAGUUUUACCUGGCUACACUUUGACACUCAUGAACUGUAAUGAUCUUUUAAAGCUAUCUAAAUAAGUAAAAUAAUUAGGAAAGCUAUUCAUAACAAACGCAUAACAACUAACGCUUGUACGUUUUACUUCGAUAUCGAGGCAUAAUUCUACACUUAUCAUACAUUGUAAUACCUCUGUAACAAUGUCAUCAAAUUUAAGUAAAAUUGGUUGAUUUGUACAUUAAUAUUAUUGAAUUUUUGAAUUAGCAUAACAGAGUAAAUGCACACACACUGUACAUUAGAAUAAUAAAUACUUAUCACAGUGUAAAAAAAAAACAAGCAAAAGGGAAAAAUGAAACAAACAUUAUAAUAAUCUUUGCCAUUCAUAGGUUAUGCACAGAUUUUUGUCAAAUUCAAUAAAAUUACUAAAAAAAUA
Xenia sp. Carnegie-2017 is the source of this 2501-nucleotide messenger RNA. RefSeq lists its product as uncharacterized. The coding region runs from base 369 to 2081 and encodes 570 amino acids. The record is from RefSeq and is a predicted model, not a curated record. The transcript is spliced from 14 exons. NCBI's taxonomy places the organism in Eukaryota, Metazoa, Cnidaria, Anthozoa, Malacalcyonacea, Xeniidae.